AUGCAAUUCGAGUUAAUUUCUGAUGGUAAGAAGUUAGCAUCUGUAGGCUUGGAUGAUUCUCACACCAUUGUUGUCUGGGAUUGGAAAAGAGGAGAGAAAUUAGCCAGUACCAAAGGACACAAAGAUAAAAUUUUUGUCAUCAAAUGGAAUCCUAUUGAUAAUAACCAGAUUGUCACAACUGGAGUGAAACACAUAAAAUUUUGGACACAAACAGGUGGUGGCUUUACUUCCAAACGUGGUGUCUUUGGUAAAACCUCCAAGAUGUGUGAUAUGCUGUGCAUUGCAUUUGGAAAAUCUGUGGAUUGUUGUUACUCAGGGGGAAGUGAUGGUAAUGUCUUUCAUUGGGUUGGAACCAAUUUGCAAAAAACAGUCAAAGCACAUAAUGGUCCAUGCUUUGCAAUGCACUCUUUGGAAAAGGGUUUUGUGACCGGAGGAAAGGAUGGAAACGUCAGCCUUUGGGAUGGAGAAUUUGAACAAUGUUUGAGGACGUAUGCCAUCAAACGAGCAUCUUUCACCCAGGGAUCAAGAGGAAUCCUCAUUGAAGAUUGCCCCCCAGUUCGGACAGUUGUGCUGGGGCAUGGGAAGAUUUUGGUAGGAACUAAAAAUGGAGAGAUUCUGGAAAUAGAGAAGGAUGGCCCCAUGUUCAUUUUAACACAGGGGCAUAAGAUGGGAGAAGUGUGGGGUCUGGACACCCUUCCCUCAAGUGACCUGUGUGUAACAGUCAGUGAUGACAAAACUCUGCGAGUAUGGACUACCUCGGGUGAACACAAAAUGGUCAAUUAUAAAGUAUUAAAGGGAGCCGCUCGAUGUGUCUCCUCCUCUCCAGAUGGCAAAGCUCUUGCAGUUGGUUUCAAAGAUGGGAGUUUUGAGGUUUUUAGUUUUGACAGUAUGAAUGAAAUUGCUGCUUUCCAUCACAGAAAAGAAGAAAUCUCAGAUAUAAAAUUUUCUCCUGCUCCAGGGAAAUACUUGGCAGUUGCAUCUCAUGACAAUUUUGUUGACAUCUAUAAUGUCCUGAGCAACAAGCGUGUUGGAACGUGCAAAGGGAGUUCCAGUUAUAUCACACACAUUGACUGGGAUCAACAAGGCAAAGUGAUAAUGGUAAAUACUGGUGCCAAAGAACAACUGUUCUUUGAGGCACCAAGAGGCAAAAGGUUUAAUCUGAGACAAGCAGAAAUUGAAAAGUUGCAAUGGGCAAGUUGGACAUGUGUUCUUGGUGGAACAUGUGAAGGAAUAUGGCCUAGCAAAUCUGAUAUAACUGACAUUAAUGCCACCUCUCUCUCAAAUGAUAAACAACUCUUGGCAACUGCAGAUGAUUUUGGUCUCCUGAAAGUUUUCCAAUUCCCUGUGAAGGGACGAUUUGCCAAGUUCAAAAAAUACAAUGGUCACAGUGCCCAUGUGACUAAUGUCCGGUGGUGUCAUGAUGACCAGAAGCUUGUGACUGUUGGUGGGGCUGAUAUGUCUGUAAUGGUUUGGGCAUCAAACAAUCCUGCAGGCAAAACUACAACAUGUCGAGGUGAAAGUGACGAUUCUGACACAGAUUCUGAAGAAGAGGGUUAUGAUAGUGAUGUUGAACGAGAGAAAAAGAUUGACUACACAAGCAAAAUAUAUGCCGAGUCCUUACAACGACGUGAAGGAGUAAAACCAAAUCAACAACUAUCAAAUGGAAAUAUCUUAAAUGGUCCCACCAUCAGUCGGAAUUUGAAUCCUCCUCCUAAAGUGCAGGCAAAUGAAACAAUCCAAAGUGGCAAAAAGAAGAAAGCUACCAAAAUAUCUGAUUUGGUGUUGGAUCAUGUUUAUGGCUAUCGUGGGUUUGACACCCGAAACAAUUUACAUUUUCUUGAUGACGUCAAUGAUAUUGCCUUUCACACAGCUGGUGUUGGUGUGAUACAAAAUAUUUCUUCAGGUACUCAAAGCUUUUAUAUUCAUCACACAGACGAUAUCAUCUGUCUGGCAAUAAAUCAACAUCCUAAGUUCAAGAACAUCAUAGCCAGUGGUCAACUUGGCCAGCCACCCUGUAUCCAUAUUUGGGAUGCCUACAGCAAGGAGACACUUUCCAUCCUAGAGGGUGUUCAUGAAAAGGGGGUCUGCUCAGUAGAUUUCUCCAGUUCAGGGCGAUAUCUUGUUUCAGUUGGCCUUGGAGAAAAACAUCGGAUUGCAAUUUGGAAAUGGCAAGAAGGUAUGCUAAUGGCUAGUGUUGAUGGGCAUACUGACCGAAUCUUUCGGGUUGAAUUCCGGCCUGAUUCUGACCAGCAGUUGGUCAGUGUCGGAAUUAAACAUGUGAAGUUCUGGUCAGUGGCUGGCAGUCAGAUUCUUGGUAAAAAGGGAAUUCUUACAGCUGCUGGCACUGGAGGAAGUAUUUGCAAGAUGCAAACCAUGUUAUCAUUGGCCUUUGGAAAUAAUAAUGUCACUUUUACGGGGACCCUGAGUGGUGAUGUGUAUGUAUGGCAAGGGAAUACCCUUCAACGGCUUGUAGUAAAGGCUCACACAGGACCUAUUUUUUGUAUGUAUACCACACUCAAAGAUGGACUUUUGCUUACUGGUGGAAAAGAGUAUAUGUCAACAGACAAUGGUCCUGUAAAAUUAUGGGAUCAGGAAAUGAAAAGAUGUCGAGCAUACCCACUUCUUGAUGGUGGGAUGAAAACAAAUGUUGUUAAAUCAGUAUGUAGGUCAAAGGGUAAAAUCUUAGUUGGAACAAUUUCAAACACAAUAUUUGAGAUUGCAGAAAAAUCUGGUGGUGCCAAAGUGAUCCUCCAAAGUCAUGGAGAAGGAGAAGUAUGGGGUCUUGAUGUCCACCCUAAAGGCAUUUCUUUUGUUACAGCUAGCCUAGAUGGUACUGUUCGCUUAUGGGAUCUCUCCAUGAAGAGCCUACUAUGCAAGUUGUCAGUUGGACCUGCUUGCUCUGUUAACUUCAGUUGUGAUGGAGAUCUUAUUGCUGUUGGUUUGAAGAAUGGAGAAUUCCUUAUUCUUACCACAGAUGGCCUAAAGCUGUGGGGACGUAAAAGAGACAGGUCUGGAGCAAUUAAUGAUAUCAGGUUUAGUCCAGAUGGAAAAUACUUGGCAGUCGGAUCUGAAAGUAAAUGUGUCGAUUUCUAUGAUUUAAGUUCUGGUACUUCUCUGAACCGUGCUGGAUUCUGCAAAGGGAUUCCCAGUUUUGUCAUCCAAAUGGAUUUUUCAGCCAAUGGCCAAUAUAUUAAGGUGGGCACUGGUGCUUAUAUAGAACAGGUGUUUUCUGUGCCUACAGGUAAAUUAAUAGACAAUGACUAUACCAUCAAUUCCAUAACCUGGUUGACUUGGACAAGUGUUUUAAGCAAAGAAGUCCUUGGAAUCUGGCCAGAGAAUGCUGACAAAGCAGAUGUCAACUGCUGUCAUCUGUCUCCACAGAGCAAGUCACUAGCAACUGGUGAUGAUUUUGGCUAUGUCAAACUAUUCCAAUUUCCGUGCCCAGAGAAAUAUGCCCCUUUCAAAAUCUUUGUUGGCCACUCAGCCCAUGUGACCAAUGUCCGAUUCACACCAAAUGAAAAAUACCUAAUCAGCACUGGAGGUGAUGAUUGCAGUAUAUUUGUAUGGAAAUGUCAGUAG
Molecule: messenger RNA, 3579 nt
Organism: Acanthosepion pharaonis
Lineage: Eukaryota; Metazoa; Mollusca; Cephalopoda; Sepiida; Sepiidae
Source: the annotation of a GenBank genome assembly